Messenger RNA from Morchella sextelata, 933 nucleotides. RefSeq lists its product as uncharacterized. The record is from RefSeq and is a predicted model, not a curated record. NCBI's taxonomy places the organism in Eukaryota, Fungi, Ascomycota, Pezizomycetes, Pezizales, Morchellaceae. The coding region runs from base 1 to 933 and encodes 310 amino acids. Gene Ontology annotation, molecular function: nucleic acid binding. The transcript has 3 exons.
AUGGAAAACAGCCUUUCGUACACGUUACAGGCAUUUCGAAUACACAGUAAUGCCUUCGGCCUUACCAAUGUGCCAGCCACCUUCCAAAACUUUAUCAAUGACAGCAUCUUUGACUACCUUGACAUGUUCUGUACAGCCUACCUUGACGAUAUUCUUUGCUAUAGCGACACCCUCGAAGAAUAUCAGGACAUAUCGUUCGGAUGGACACCCAAAGCCCAAGCUGCCUUCAACGCCUUCAAGGGAGCCUUCACAACCGUCUCCAUCUUUAUCAAUUUCGACCUCGAGAAGGAAAUUACUGUAGAAACCAAUGUGUCUGACUACGUCUCUGACGUGGACUCUCCCAAUAUGAUGAUAAUGGUACCCUUCGACCCGUCUCAUACUUCUCAAAAAAGUACUUCCCCGCCGAAUGCAACUACGAGAUUUAUGACAAAGUUUUACUGGCGAUCAUUCGAUCAUUUGAAGAAUGGCGACUGGAGCUUAAGGGACAUAUCACACGCCGAAUGCACCGAGGUUGAAUGCCGAUUGCUCUACCGAGGUAGCAUAUAUGUACCUUAUUACAACCCUCUGAAACUCCGGAUUCUCAAACUAUACCACGACGCUCUCUCCGCCGGACACUCUGGGCGCGAAAAAACAUUUGAACUCAUCAGUCGACACUACUACUGGCCCCUUAUGCGGAAUUAUAUUGCCCGCUAUGUUUGGAACUGCCACACCUGUCAACGAAGUAAACCCAACACUUAUGGAAAACUCCGCGUACUUCGACUUUUACCAAUCCCCGAACAACGAUGGCAAGAGGUAUCAAUGGACUUCAUUAAUGGCCUACCGGAGAGUGAAGGUUACGACGCAAUCAUGGUAAUUGUUGACCGAUUAACAAAGAGGCGACAUUUUCAACCCUGCAACACCACCGUCAACUCGAAGGACGUUGCCGAGUUAUAA